Molecule: messenger RNA, 1798 nt
Organism: Postia placenta MAD-698-R-SB12
Lineage: Eukaryota; Fungi; Basidiomycota; Agaricomycetes; Polyporales; Adustoporiaceae
Exons: 9
Coding region: 1-1707 (568 amino acids)
Biological process (GO): SRP-dependent cotranslational protein targeting to membrane, translocation; SRP-dependent cotranslational protein targeting to membrane
Cellular component (GO): signal recognition particle, endoplasmic reticulum targeting; cytosol
Molecular function (GO): GTP binding; GTPase activity; ATP hydrolysis activity
Source: RefSeq, a predicted model, not a curated record
AUGGUCCUCGCAGACUUGGGUCGAAAACUCAAUGCAGCCUUCUCCUCUCUCAAUAGGGCACCUGUCGUCGACGACAAGGUGCUUGAGGCACUACUUAAGGAAGUCUGUGCUGCAUUGCUCGAGUCCGACGUGAACGUCAAACUUGUUGCCUCGCUACGUCAAAAAGUCAAGGCAAAAGUUAAGGCAUCCAUCGAGGGCGGUGCGGACAAAGGAAAGGAAGCAAAUCGCAAGAAUGUCGUGCAGAAGGCGAUCUUCGACGAGCUUGUACAACUAGUCGACCCUGGAGUUGAGCCAUACAAACCAAAGAAGGGGCAGUCAAAUAUCAUCAUGGCCGUCGGGUUACAGGGUAAUGGUAAAACCACCACAUGUACAAAACUUGCUGUCUACUACCAGAAGCGUGGCUUCAAGUCAUGUAUAGUCUGUGCAGACACUUUCCGUGCAGGAGCCUUCGAUCAGACCCGCCAAUCCGCCACUAAAGCCAAGGUUGCCUACUUCGGUUCAUACACCGAGACAGACCCCGUCGCCAUCGCUGCACAGGGUGUCGCCAAGUUUAAGAAGGAACGAUUCGAUGUCAUUAUCGUCGAUACCUCCGGUCGGCACAAGCAGGAGUCGGAGCUGUUCGAGGAGAUGGUCCAGAUUGGCGAGGCUGUCAAGCCCAACAUGACCGUUCUUAUCCUGGACGCGAGCAUCGGCCAGGCGGCCGAGGCUCAGAGUCGCGCUUUCAAGGAGAGCGCCGACUUCGGAGCGAUCAUUGUCACUAAGAUGGAUGGUCAUGCAAAGGGUGGAGGCGCUAUUUCUGCUGUCGCAGCGACCAAGACACCCAUCAUCUUCCUUGGUGUCGGCGAACACCUCCAAGAUCUGGAGAGGUUCUCGCCCCAACCCUUUAUUUCGAAAUUGCUUGGACUUGGCGAUGUCCAAGGGCUCAUGGAGCAUAUGCAAGACAUUGCAGCACAAAACCCAGACAAGCAGAAAGAGAUGGCGAAGAAACUCGAAGAAGGUAAGCUCAGCAUCCGGGAUUGGCGCGAGCAAAUCCAGAAUGUCAUGAACAUGGGCCCUAUAUCCAAGAUCGCAUCUAUGAUUCCUGGCCUGCCGCAGGACCUUCUGCAGGGCACAGACGAGGAGGGCUCCAUGCGCAUGAAGCGUAUGAUCUACAUCACCGACAGUAUGACCUCCGCGGAGCUUGACUCGGACGGCAGCCCUUUCAUGGAGCUCGGCAAGGAUGGCAAGCCCGUCGGACUCACCUGGCGUGUUACCCGCGUCGCACGGGGUUCUGGCACAUCCGUGCGCGAGGUCGAGGAGCUUCUCUGCCAAUACCGCAUGAUGGCGAAUAUGGCGAAGCAGGCAGGUGGCAAGAACGGCUGGCUCCAAGCGAUUCAGAAGAUGCAGACUGCAGCGGGCGGACGUGGGCGUGGCGCAAAUGGCAUGCCGACGCCUGCGCAAAUACAGGCUAUGCAGCGCGCUAUGCCUCCUGGUAUGCUCCAACAGCUGCAGCGUCAGAUGCGUGGAGGUGGUGGUAUGCAGGAGAUGAUGAAGGCCAUGAUGCAAGGCCAAGGCGGCGAUCAGUUCGACAUGGAAGAGAUGCAGCGAAUGAUGUCGCAAAUGGGGAACGGCCUGGGAGGCUUAGGUGGGCUGAGUGGUUUGGGAGGUGGAGGUGGAGGGAUGCCGAACAUGGCCGACAUGUUCAAGAUGAUGGGAAUGGGUCGUUGAUCUCGCGAAAGGAGUGCUGGUCUUGCAUAGAAACUGUUGUAUCGUAUUCACCCUUCGCCUCCCGGAUACGUUAUUACCUUAUCCUUCACUC